AUGAAGGUCUUUCUAGCCACUCGCACCGCACUGGUUCUCGCCGCCGCGGCUGUGCUUUCUCUGGCGAGCCUGAACUCGGCCUCGGCCGACCAAAAGCUUGCCUGGAAGUUCAAGCCAGGUGAGGAACUGCAAUACGCAACGAUGCAGGAGAUGGAAGUCGCGGUCGACGCUGGUGGAAUCGAAAUCAUCUUCGAAGUCGAUCAAGCCUUGGACCUGACUUGGAAGGUCAAGUCGGUUGCCGAUGACGGAAGUGCCACGCUGACCCAAUCGAUCGACCGCCUGCAGUUCCGUAUGAACUCGGGUUUCACCGGUGAAUUCGCCUACGAUUCGAAGGCUGGCGAAGAAGGUGAAGGCAUGAUCUGGGAGCGUAUGGGCCCCAUUCUCUCCGGUCUGACGACCGGAACGAUUGACGUCACGAUCACGCCCACCGGUGAGAUCAAGGACGUUGUGCUCUCCGAUGACCUCUCGGAAGCCUUCGAGGCUGCCAAAGAGGGGGACAACGGGGGAGCCGGUGGUAUCUUCGCUCUGCUCGGCAUCGGAAUGGACGCCGAGACCGUGAAGUUGGCCAUCGCCGAUUCCGUCAUCCAACUGCCCGCCGAAGCUGUCGCCGAGGGCGGCACCUGGGGUAACACCACCGAAUUGGAAAUGGGCCCUGCCAAGCAGGUUACCGAAAAGACCCUCUCCUUCGAUGGCACCGAAGACCGUGACGGCGCGAAGCUCGCCAAGAUCGGGGUGGCCAGCGAGAUGAUGCUCGAGAUUGACGAAGACAACGAAGCCGACGUCGAACUCGAAAUCACCGAGCAAGAAUCGACCGGUACGGUCUACUUCGAUGUCGAAGCUGGCAAGACGGUCGACGCCUCGACCCAAACCUUGCUCGUCCUCGAAGGCGAAUCGCCGAUGGGUGAACUGAUCAUGGAGCGGACCAUCACCAGUUCGCUCAAGCAGGGCACCAACGAUGACCUCAUCGAAGCCAAGCCUGAGGAAGAGUCCUCGGAUAGCGACGACGACAGCGAUUCCGAUAGCGACUCUGAAGACAGCGACUCGGACGCCGGCCAACGUCUGGGGCGACGGAUUGGACCCGUUGUGCUACCCUGGUUGAAUGCUGAACGCGGCUAUGCCGCCACAGGCAAACAUGAAUCACUACCGGGCGACGGCUUCACCGGCCGUCUGAUUGCCACUGCGGCAGAACAUUCCUUCGCCAGCCGUCGUUUUGAGAGCACGUUUUUGCCGUCGAUGUUGAUGUGCGAUUUCACCAACCUGGAGCGCGAAGUGCGCCGCUUGGAAGAAGCGGGGGUGGUCGGGUUGCAUCUCGACGUGAUGGAUGGCAAUUUCGUGCCGAACCUGACCUACGGGCUGCCGAUUGUGUCGGCGAUUCGCCGCCUGACAUCGCUGGUGAUCGACGUGCACCUGAUGAUAACCGAUCCGGCGACCUAUGCCCCACAGUUUCGCGACGCGGGGGCCGACAUCAUCAGCUUCCAUGCCGAGGCGGUCGAUGAGCCGGGCGAAGUGGUUGAAAUCAUCAAGAACUCCGGAUCCGCGGCCAGCAUUGCUAUCAACCCCGUCACUCCGCUAUCAGCGAUCGAGGAUUGCCUUGAUAGCUGUGACAUGGUGUUAGUGAUGAGUGUUUCGCCAGGGUUCGGUGGGCAGUCGUUCGAAAGCGUUGCCCUGGAGAAGCUUAAGCAGCUUAGUGAACGCCCCGACUUCAAUGCUUUGCUAGAAGUGGAUGGCGGCGUGAACGACUCGACGAUUGCCUUGUGUCAGUUAGCAAAAGGUAGCAGUCGUAUGUUGCGAAUCAUCUUGAUCCGACCCGGCACGACCGACUACGUCGAUCAAGCUCGCGUCCACGGCAACCUCGAUAUCCCGCUGAAUGAACAGGGGGAAGAGGAAGUUUCAAAAACGGCAGAAGCUUUGCGCGACCAGAAUAUCCGCGCGGUGUUCUGUUCCGACGCCGAACCCGCACUCAGCACGGCCAAAACGCUGGCCGCGGCGCUCGACGUGAAGGUGCGAAAACUGGACCACAUGCAAAACCUCGACCACGGUCUGUGGCAGGGCAUGUCGGUUGAAGAAAUCAAACGCAAACACCCCAAGGUCUAUCGGCAGUGGCAAGAACACCCCGAUAGUGUCUGCCCUCCCGCGGGUGAAUCGCUUAGCGACGCCCGAGCCCGGGUGCAUGGGGUGUUGAAAAAGCUGCUGAAGAAACAAAAGGAUGGCACCAUUGCCCUAGUAGUUUCCGAACCGCUGACUUCGCUCGUACGCAGCGAUCUGCAACAAUGCGAGUUGGGCGAUUUGUGGAAAGCUUACACCGCACCGGGCGGCUGGCAGCACCGUGAGAUCAGAGGUGAAACGAUGAGUGUUGGUAAAUCCGAUCCGAAGACCACCGGACGUCGUCCCAAGCGUGGUGUGCCCGAGGGACUGUGGAAACGCUGCCCUGGCUGCCGGGCGACCAUCUUCCGCAAAGAAGCCGAGAAGCGAUUGGGCGUUUGUCCCGAGUGCGAUUACCACUGGUAUGUCUCGGCCCGCGACCGCAUCAACCAACUAUUGGACGAAGGUACGUUCGAAGAGUGGGACGCCGAACUCGAACCUGUCGACGUGCUUUCUUUCAGCGAUAAGAAGGCCUACCGCGAUCGGCUGGUCGAAGAACAAGCACGCACCGGACUACGCGAUGCAGCGAUCGUCGGCACCGGUAUGAUCCGGGCUCGCCGCGUUGCCUUCGGCGUGACCGACUCGGCUUUCAUCAUGGGAAGCAUGGGCGCGGUCGUCGGCGAAAAACUCACGCGUCUUGUGGAACGAGCCACCGAACAGGAUCUACCGCUGAUCAUCAUCAGUGGUUCUGGCGGCGGUGCCCGCAUGCAUGAGGGGAUUCUUUCCCUGAUGCAAAUGGCGAAAGUCUCCGCCGCGUUGGCUCGCUACGACGAAGCCGGCGGGCUCUACAUCUCGGUGCUGACCAAUCCCACCAUGGGCGGUGUGGCAGCGAGCUUUGCUUCGCUGGGCGAUGUGAUAUUUGCCGAGCCGAAAGCCUUGGUCGGAUUUGCUGGCCCGAGAACGAUUAAGGCCACCAUCCGCAUCGAGCUGCCCAAGGGAUUUCAAACGAGUGAGUUCUUGCUCGAGCACGGUUUUGUCGACCGCAUCGUGAGCCGGGGGAAUCUCAAAAGCGAGAUCGCCCGUACGAUUGACUACUGCGGGAAGUAA
Molecule: messenger RNA, 3189 nt
Organism: Cladocopium goreaui
Lineage: Eukaryota; Dinophyceae; Suessiales; Symbiodiniaceae
Source: the annotation of a GenBank genome assembly